Prorocentrum cordatum is the source of this 2053-nucleotide messenger RNA. The record is from the annotation of a GenBank genome assembly. Lineage: Eukaryota; Dinophyceae; Prorocentrales; Prorocentraceae.
GGACGGGGCCCGCUGCCGCCCGCGGCGCGGCGCGGGCCGCUGCGCCCCCGGCGCGGCGCGCGGGGGCCCCUCGGCUCGGGGCAGCCCGAGGCCGCCUGGGCGUCGGUGGAGGCGCCCCUGGCACGGCCGCCAUGGCGGCACCGCUGGAGAGUCCCCCGUCGGACAACCUGUAUAUGAAGGAGGUCUCCCGCCAGACUCCACCGAGGACUCUCUGCGGACCCUGUUCGGCCACAUCUCGCAUCGGCACGCUCGUGUCGGUCCGGAUCCUGCCCACGCCGCCCGGCGUCGAGAGCGGCGCGGCGCUCGUGCGCAUGGGCAGCGUGCCCGAGGCCCAGCACCUGGUGGACAACGCGGGGCAGUUCGCGGCCGCGCUGGGCACGCCGCUGACGGUCAAGUUCGCAGCCAGCGGCCAGAAGGGCGGCGGCAAGGGCGCGCCCCACGGUGCCGCUGCGCCGCCGCCGCCGCCGGUGGCCGCCCCAGGGGCUUCCGCGGCACCCUCGACCAGGCUGUACGUCAGGGGCCUGCCGCUGGGGAUCACCGAGGAUCAGGUGACGGGCAUCUUCAGCGGGUACGGGAGCUGCGUGUCCUGCAAGGUGCUGCAGCAGACCCCCGGCGGCCCGCCGAACGCGGCGGCCAUCGUGCAGAUGAGCGCCGUCCAGGAGGCCCAGUGGCUGGUCGACAACGUGAACGGGAACAUACCGCAGGGCCUCCCGGGCCCGGUGGAGGUCAGGUUCAAGCAGGACCGGGCGGACGUGCCCGCCUUCCCGCCCGGGCCGCCCGCCCCUGCGGCCGCCGUGCCCGCCGGCGCGGGAGGCGUAGCGCCCUCGGAGCACAUCUUCUUGAAGGGCCUCCCUUCGGGCCUGACCGCGGAGGCGGUCGCCUCGAUCCUGGCCUCCUACGGCACGGCGGUGUCGAGCACGAUCGUCCAGAGCCCGGACCCCCCGAACGGCGCCACGGACACCGCCUGCCUCGUGCGGAUGUCGUCGCUCGCGGAGGCCGCCUUCCUGGUGGACAACCUGAACGGCAACAUCCCGCACGGUCUCACGGUCCCGGUGUCUGUCUGCUACUCGAGCGGGGCGCCCGCCCCUCCGGCCGAGGAGCCGCCUCUCGGGCCGAAGGGCGGCGGCAGGGGCGCGGCGGCCGUGCCCCGGGCGGCGCACGCGCCCGGGGGGCCGCCCGGGCCCUCGGAGAGGCUGUGGAUGAGGGGCUUGCCGGAGGGCAUCACUGCGGAGGCUCCCCUGUACACGAGUCGUACGUCCCCCCGACUGGUGUCGACCAAGAUCUUGCCGUCUCCGCCUGGCGCCAACGAUGUCGCGGGCCUGGUGCGGAUGUCCAGCGUGGCGGAGGCCCAGUGGCUGGUGGCCAACGUGAACGGCAACAUACCGCAGGGGAUGAGCGCGCCCGUCGAGAUCAAGUUCGCGAAUUCCUCGGGGCCUGGUGGGCCUCGCGCAGGCGCGGCGGCGGCCCACGUGGCCGCUGGGGUCUGCGGGCAGCCCUGCAGGGACAACCUGUACGUGAAGGGCUUCCCGCCGGACAUCAACGAGGCUAUGCUCAGAGGCCUCCUGGGCCAGUACGGCACCGUCCGAGCCUGCAAGAUCCUGCCGCCCCCGCCAGGGCAGCCCGCGGCCGCGGGCAUCGUGCGCAUGGCGUCCCCGCAGGAUCGAGGCCCAGUGGCUCGUGGACAAGCUGAACGGCAACAUCCCGACCGGCAUGGCCACUCCCGUGGAGGUCAGGUUCGCCAGAAGCAUCAACAACGCCAAGGGCGGUGGCAAGGGGAAGGACGCGGGCUCGCCCUACUGACCGCGCGCGCCGCCGGGGCCAGGCUCCGUCCCCUGCUGCGCCUGCGCCUCCCGCUCCUCUUCCUCCCCUGUCUGGGAUUGGGACGCGCGCCCUCUGCUCGGUCGGCGAGGCAGCGGCGGGCCACGUUCGCGCGGGGCGGAGAAGCCCCUGGAGGCUGUGCAUUGUCGAAAAGCCUCCAGUUCUGUUUGUUUGUUACCGCGCGACGAUGUCAGGGAGUGCGCGCGCGCGGCAGCUUCUGCUCUCCGGGUCGCCC